Molecule: messenger RNA, 8006 nt
Organism: Brassica napus (rape)
Lineage: Eukaryota; Viridiplantae; Streptophyta; Magnoliopsida; Brassicales; Brassicaceae
Product: protein FLOWERING LOCUS T-like
Exons: 4
Coding region: 876-1403 (175 amino acids)
Source: RefSeq, a predicted model, not a curated record
GUUGUGUAAAACAAGCAAAAUGGAAACACAAUAAAGUUAUGUUCUGUACAAAACUAGACUUUUCUUUUACCAAAAAAACCUAGACCUUUCGUUAUUUUUUUUUUAAUUUUUUUUGAAAAAACCUUUCGUUAUUUUUGUAAGUGAAUUUAAAAAUAUUAUUAAAUAAAAAUUAAGUAAUAACAUUAUGCAUGAUAUUUUAAUUCAUUACAUAUAUCAUUAUAACUAAUAAUUAUGAAAGCCAAAAGUACAAAAUUAAUUUUUGAAUAAUAUUAUAGAGAUACUUUUACUUUACAUAAUAUUAUAGAGAUGCUCGGCUCUAAUUAUUGUUUAGUCUUGUAACUAUAACAUAUUAUGGCCCAGUCUUGGGGUCAACCUCGGCAAUUAGAAGAAGUCCGUUUCAAAACCUCAACAAUCUAUCAAAUUGGCUACUAAGCUAGAAAUGUCCUAUUUAAUUCGCAAUUAGUGUAAAUCGAACGAUGAUUCAUAUAGCAUGUGUGAGGUAUUUGACUAGGGGAAGCAAAUCAAUCAAAUCAAAUAUUUUAGCCGAAAGUAAACAAGCCAGAUAUUAUUGGCUAGCGAGCCGCAAGUGGAUGAAAUAUAAUUUGCAAAACUUUAGUUUAUAGUUUAGAGUGGUGGAAUGAAAUACAACAUUACAACCAACAGAAAAAAAUGAAAAGUAUGAAUCAGAAGACGAUAAUAACUCGAUAAGUGAUGUACGUACGUCGAACCAGUUUUAGAUUCUUGAAGAUAACAAGACACGAAUAAGGCAGUUGUAAUGGUUUCAUUUCAGCGACUAUAAAUAUAGAAGAUAGAAAUGUAGGAUUUAUACGAAGAAACAAAAAACAAGCUUUUGUUGAGACUUGAGAUCAAAGAUCAUGUCUUUAAGUCCGAGAGAUCCUCUUGUGCUUGCAAGAGUUGUGGGUGAUGUUGUUGAUCCUUUCAUGAGAUUGAUCUCUCUUAGGGUUAAUUAUGGCCAGAGACAGGUUACUAAUGGUUUGGAUCUAAGGACUUCUCAAGUUCUAAAUAAACCAACGGUCGAGAUCGGAGGAGAUGACCUCAGAAAUUUCUACACUUUGGUUAUGGUGGAUCCAGAUGUGCCAAGUCCAAGCAACCCUCACCUCCGAGAAUAUCUCCAUUGGUUGGUGACUGAUAUACCUGCCACAACUGGAACCGCUUUUGGCAAUGAGUUGGUGCACUAUGAGAACCCAUGUCCCACUUCCGGAAUUCACCGAGUAGCAUUGAUGUUAUUCUGGCAACUCGGAAGACAAACUGUUUAUGCACCUGAGUGGCGCCAACGCUUCAACACUCGUGAGUUCGCUGAGAACUACAAUCUCGGUCUACCCGUGGCUGCCGUUUUCUUCAACUGCCAGAGAGAGAAUGGCUGUGGAGGAAGAAGAACAUAGAUAUCCAUGCCUCCCUCCUCUUAAGUUAAUCCAUUUGUGUACUGUAUAACCUUAUUUUUAAGCAUCUAGAUCAGGUUGUUGGAAUAAGAAUAUGAUGAUAUAACUAAACAGAAGGCAGUGUUUCAAAAAAAAAAAAAAAACUAAACAGAAGGUGAUGCAUGCUGACAUCUAUGUAAGGUAUUUUAUAUGUAAUAAUUGAGAGAGGGAGGAAUGAAAAUGAAUGUGUUCUACUUGUAUGGUGUGAAAUGUGACUUUUUAUUUCAUUCUACAAACUCUAUAUCAGCGUGGCAUCUGGGACAAUUCUUAAUACUUAACUUUCAGGAAAGAAUGACUAUAGAAGCUGGCUAUGGCAUUUGGAAAGGGAAAAGAAUAAUGCUUUUCCUAAACAUAGAAAAAGUUGAAAGAAAAUAAUUAUUCUUUUUGGUGCAAAACAUAUCCAAACUACUCUUUGCAUCAAAAUAUAUAAAGCCACUUUUCUACAAACAAUACCAAUGUAAUUUACUAGGGAAACGCGGGUGGUGACUCAAAACUUGAACAAGUAAAUAUGAACAAAUUCCAACUAAUUCAUAGUAUUUGUUUAAAAUUGUUGUGGUGAAUUUAUUUACCUUUGUCGAUUUAAUUUUUUUGAUGGCAUGACAUGAAUAGCAUCACAGGUUUCUUUUUCACCAGUUGAACUAAAGUUGAUAAUAUAGGUGUUAUUCCAAAGUACAGAUGCAAAUCAAUCACACGUACUUUUAUAAAUCUUACUUGAUUUAUAAACCUUUAUAAAAAGUUACAAGACAAUUAUAUUUCUUCUUCUCACAACUUAACCGAUUGUGGUUUGAGAGGCUUGCCUAAGUAAUUUUCUAAGACAGAAUUUCGCUCCUACAAUGGUGUGUGUAGUUUCGUAGGCGUUUAUCUUUAGGAUACAACUAUCGAUCUCCGUACAACACACCCGUAUCGAGACCUUAACAAACUUUACUUUGAGUUUUCCUUAAGAAACUUGUUAUUGGAAAGAAGAAGAUUAAAUCCAAUUGAUUCUCACUAAUCUUCUCUCUUCUCUCAUUUUUCUCUUUCACUUUAUAUAAUGACUCAAGUGGUGCUUUUAAUCAACGCAUACGUUAAUUCAAGCGGUGCCUUUUAAUAUACGCACAUGUUGACUCAUAACCGACAUGUUUUGUCUGAAACGUUGCUUCCUUUAAUUAAUUAAAGUCCAACAAUACCCCAUAUUUUCUAUUCAAACUCAACAAUACCCCACAUUUGAAUAGAAAAUAAGUUCAAAUAUUUCUGAGAAAGUAGAAUCAGUAUGCAUUGUCUUUUGGACUUGAACCUUUCCUAGUAACAACUUAUCGGAUUUACUUUGUGGGUAAUGAACUAUAGUCUUGAAUUAACCACAUUUUAUAGUAAACCUAGACAAAGUGAAACACAUAUCUCAUCAGCUCAUUUCUAGUUUAUACGGUUGUGUUCAUUUUGGUCCUGAACAUAUCCUAACUUCGUGAGAGCUCUAGAGAAUUUAGCCAAAUCAAUUCUCAUAGGUGCGACCCGACACCACUCCCAUAUAGGUAACGUUAGUUAAAGAUAGUCCAUUCUAUCUCUCUUCUACAAAAGAUACUAACAUUAUUAAGAAUAAAUUAUUCAACCCUUAAUCAUCAAUGGAUAUACAUUAUUAUUUCAUAGGAAUGAGAAAUGUGUAAAACGUCUUGAGUCUUCCUCAACUAGUUUGCCUAUUGAACCUAGACCAUGGGAUCUCCAAUGUUGCUAGGUUAGGUUUCCAUCAACUGAUGACUCAUUAUGCUGGCUUAAGACCCAUUCCCCUCGAAAUGAAAAUAACUUGCUUUUUAGAUAGGCCUUUUAGUCAAAGGAUCAGCCAAAUUAUCCUUGAUCUAAUGUAAUACAAUACUAUCACCUCAUUGGAAAGAAAUUGUCAUGCAUGUCUACGUCUUGACGUGCCAUUGUAAUUUGUUUUCCCAUAAUAAGAUUGAGUAAGUGAAUAACGUACCAUUGGACUCUUGUUUCACUCUAAUUCAAAGAAUUAAAGCAGUCAACGGGAGAUUAGGGAACAAGGAUCCGUUGCAUUUGGUUGUGUUAACCAAAAAAAUUAUUAGUCACAACGGGAGGGAAUGAUGUGCCCUUGGGUAGCGCACCGGCAAAACAGACAUGCUUAGCUUGAUCAUGGGAAGCAGUAAUGAUAUAUUUUCAUUGUUUGACUCAUAUCAUCCAAACCACAAGGCUUCUACGCAUGAAAUCACUUGGAGAAUGUGCUCAACUCAAUUACAGAGCUCUUCGAACAAGAAUCAGAUCAAAUGGAGUUCAGAUGAAGGAGUUAUGCAAUUUACAAAUCAGGAAAUCUUCAGUUCUCGCGAAUUCAACUGGUUCGGAUGAACCUGGACAUGUAGCCGAAGGGUCACCUUGACCAUUCUUCAUCCAUUUUCGUGCCUUUGAUUCAUUUAUGAUUUUCUAGUCAAAGAUUUCAUUUUAUAUGAAUUGUUUUCAUACAAUUUCCUUUAUUCUCUUUGACUACAAAGUAGUAUAAAUAUGUAAACUCUUAUAUGAAUAAAAUCAGUCUAAGUUUGAGUUUAUUUUUGUUUUCUUCUUUUCUUUGAGUGAGAGAGAGAGUUCUUUAGCUAGUUCAUUGGUGUGAACCAGCUUGUUGAUAUGGUGGUCAGCCAAUUCAUCUUUCUGUGUUGUUUGGUGGUUAGCCAACGAACUACAUUCUUUCUUAGGUGGUUAGUCUUAGAUCGUGGGUAUAUCAAGAGUCAUUCCGCAUCUCUUGACGAUCCUUUCAAUCCAUCUCAGUUCUAGAAGUGUCAUUUGCCUUCUCGGAUCAUAUCCAACACUCAGCUAAAGUGAUCCUUCAAUUUAGGGCGAAUCAGUACCGACCAAAAAAGAAAAUCUCUUUUGCAGCGACUGGUGUAUUUUCCGUGAUCAUAACUGUUAUGUUGAACCAUUGCCGUUGUCGCUGACGUUUAUUAAACGAACAUGCCUAAUAUGAACAUUUGCGGGUGACAUUAUGUCUAUAUGUACAUCUACAUUUGUCCCUAAAACGUAUAGGAUAAACCAAUGGGACGGGAAGCAUGAACAUUUCAUAGUGUAUAUACCUUUAACGGGUUUGGCGCCUUUGAGAAUGUUUACACCGGCGUACUUGCAGGCUUUGCAGAAGACCACACCUCGCACGGCCACUAGUGUCCUGUUGAACUUAGGAGGUGAAACCGGUGGGAGAACCGGAGGCUUGAUCGGAGCUAUGGCAGGUGGGAGAGUUGGUACCUUGGUCGGAGCUUUGGCUGGUGGAAGAGUUGGUAUCUUGAUAGGAGCUUUGGCCGGUGGGAGAGUGGGCAAUGGUGUUAUUAGUUUCAUUGGAGGUUGAGCUGUAGUGCUGAAAACAGAGGAAAUGAAGUAGCAAAGUGCUAUGAGAGUUAGCAAAACUGUAGCGACCAUGUUCCGAAGAUCGCUGUUAGGAUGAUCUGAGGACUGACUGGCCGGACUGUGAGAACGUACUAAAUGGAUUGGAUGAUGCUAGAAAGAGCUGAUCAGAGUUGAGGGACUUUCCGUGGGUGGAUGGGAGAACUUGGAUCGGCGCCUGAUUAGUAGCGACUAGAACGGAACCAUGUACCCGAUUAAAGCUAGGAACGGAUCUGUUUUUGAGCCAGACAAAGCUCCAUCAGUCGGUCUUACGCUCGGGUUAUUGGACAGGCCAUUCGGUUUGUGGAACUCAGGAUGUUUGGACAACUCGACUAAAAUCCAGGCAAAGCGAAAUUUUCGGACAGCGAUGGUCGGAUCCGGACAAGUGUUGUUGGAUUCGGACAAGACGGUUGAACUGGUCGGCUGGACAGCGACUGUCGGAAAUCAGACAAAACGGUUAAGACUGUUGACUGAGCUGGAAUGAGCUAUUACAGUAGAAACGGUCUGAUUCGGACAAGGCGGUUAGAGUUGUCGAAUGGAUCAGUCAGCUCUAGCUCGAGUUUCGCCUAAGUAAAACUGGCGGGAACAGUUAAAGUCCGAAAAGAGGAAAAACUCGCGCUAAAACGCCUUGGAGCGCGGGGUGGCGGUUACGGAUUAAGAGCCGCGUGUAAAAUAAGCGGAAACGGUUAACUUGGCAGUUUCUCGGGCCUAAACCGCCCAACUGCCCAUUUUAAUCGUCUCCUUUGUCUUAUUCCGCCAUUUUCUGUACGGAAACGGGAAGAAAGAACCAGAGAGAAACUCAGAGAGAGAAAAGUCUGAUUAAGAGAGAGCUUUCGCUAUUUGGCUGGAUUGAUCAAGUCCGAGUCAAGAACGAUUGUCUGUGGGGUGAAUCCGACUGUCUGAACGUUCGAAGAUCCGAUGGAAACCGCUCAAGAGGUGUCAGAAGAGACCGAAUCAAACAGAAUAAACCGACUCUAAGACAAAGGUGAGUGCGUGACCGUGGCCUAUCGUACUGAAUCGUAGUCUGAUUGAUAUGAAUGUUAUAUGUACUGAUUGCUUGUCUAAUUCGAAUUAUCUGCUAAGUUCUGGCUUGGUCCGAACAGUCGGUUCCUUCUAUCGACGCAUCUGGAUCAGAUCAUGCGCCUAGAGCCGUAUUGGCCUGCUAGGGCUUGACUGAAUCUGAUGGCGCACUGGCUUGGAACGAUUGGGUCGGCUAAGUAACUGACUGAUGAUACGCAUGUCCGUUUAUUGACUGAUUGACUCGAUUGCUUUACUUGGCUGAGUGGGACGGAAUGACCGCUCUCACUAAGCAUACUGUUUGCUUAUGCCUCCUUGUUUGGAUGCAGAUCAAGACCAGACCCGAAUGGGUAAAGACAUAGCUUGAACGCGAGACAAAGGCAGGAAGGAAGGAUGGUGGGUUUGGAUAGAUAUAAGACGAGUUUAACAUGUAAUAGCCUAUAGCAAACUGACUUGUUAACUCGAACCUCAGAUUAUCUAUUCAAAUCAUAUUAUGUUUUACUUGACUGUCUGAAAAAGAACUAACACUCUGAAAUAAUUCUAAGUAAGGAAAAAUAUGAAAACGGCCCAAAUCUGAUCGAGGAAGUCGAGCCAGACUCGUACUAAUGUUACGAAAAAAUGGGUCGGGUCCUUUCAAAAACAAUCUUACCAAUGAAACCCCUCUUUAUCGAGAUACUCUUAAGUUCAGUGAGCUUAUUUUUCGUGCACUAUGAGAGAAAAUGAUAGAUUAAUGUAAGAGAUAAAAGCGUACAUUAAGAAGGGAAACAACUACCCACACCCUUCUUUUGUCUUUACAUGUUGUUUUCUUCGAUCCUUUCAUGGCAUAAUUUCAAACUGUUUAUCUUUUAUCUAAUUUUUGGUUAGCUAAUUUUUUUUCUAUAUUUACUCUCUCUUUCUCUCAUUCUUUAUUCUUAAUCGUUCUAUCUCUUCAUCAUUUUUCUGGCUGUUGAUUGCAUCAACAAAAGUCCAUAUUUUUUGCCCGCACGGGACCGAACACUAGUAAUAUAUUACAAGGCCUAUGUGGUUCCAAUCCAUCAUCAUUCAUCAAACAAAAGAUAUGCUUUCCCUCUUGUAUAACCGCUGUACCCUUCAUAAAGGAUGAAGGGAUGUGUAGUGAAAUUACAACACGUUUUUUCGGUAUUAUAUUCUCUUGAUGAAUUAACUUUGAUGAAUGAUGAUGGAUUGGAACCACAUAGGCCUUGUGAUUCUGAACCGAUCCGAACAUUGGUAUUCUGUUCGGUUAGGAGCUCUGAUAUAGUUGGUAAAUUUAUAAAGACAAUUUGGUCAGUAUGGUUAUUGGUUAGUUUGGUUUUCUAGUCAAAAAGUUCUAACCAAAAUGAUACUGAUUCAAUUUAAACCACAUCAGAAUCAUAUCAAAUUUUUAAACGGUAAAAACAAAAUUACCUGAAUUUUUAACCAUAUUAAACUAAAAUUUAAUACAAAUGGCUAUGAAAAAUAAAAUGAUGUGUAGAUGAAGAUGAAGCUACAAAAGUUUAAUGCUAUUCUUGAAAAAAAAUUAUAACGUUCAGGAUUGUUUGACCCAAAAACGAUGUUUAUGCUGGUGAUGUUUGUUGGAAUCAUACAAUAAAGAAUCUAAGGAUAAGGGUUAGAUUCUUGAGGUUUAGAGAAAAUCUUCAUAGAAUCAAAUGAGAAAAAGAACAUCCAAAAGACUUUAUUGAUCAAAGAUUGCAUUACAAGAAUGAUUUCUAGUGUAAAGUGAAUCAAAAAAUGUGUAAAAUCUUUAUAGGAUGUGUUCUGGGUCUAAAUGAAAAAGAGAGGAUAUUUUCUAAGAAGGAGGUAGCUCCUCAUUUAUAGAAAAAUGUGUCUAGGGUUUCCUAACAAAAUGGGCAUAAUUCAUUGUCUUAAUGGGCCUUGACGGAGGAUGUAAAUUCACCCCCAACAGUAAGCCCCCCCUCCCAAGUUCGUAGAGAGAGAUGAAACCGAUCUCUGCGAAUUUUACGAAUAGGGUUUAUGAGACAAUGAACUAGGCACAUACCCAUGUCGCAGACGAUUGUCAUGAAUGGACCGUCAUGGUUAGGUUGUCGUAGAUGAAGUGUCAUAGAUGGACCGUCUCGGGCGAGCUGUCAUCGACAUACUUCUGAUUCCGAUCAAACUUCUUACUCCGGGAUGGUUGCGCGAACAAUCUUUGAGGACAUUGUUCUGAACCACCGGAGCAAGUUGCCAUGAAUGAAGCGUCAAUCGACAAAC